This is a messenger RNA of Caenorhabditis sp. 36 PRJEB53466, 783 nucleotides long. The record is from the annotation of a GenBank genome assembly. Lineage: Eukaryota; Metazoa; Nematoda; Chromadorea; Rhabditida; Rhabditidae.
AUGGUCGGCGCUUCGUUGCUCCAAUCCGACGAUGAUUCCGAUGUUCCCGACUUGGACCUGCGCGGAUCCAACUCCAGACGCCGAAACUUCUUCAACAAGUUUGUGGCUAAUACGUUUUCCUGUUCAAAAUACUCGAAAUUCAGAUCGGGCGGUGGUGACUACGAAGAGAUUCGGCAUCGACGCAAAACGUACAAAACCAUCUUCCUCUUCAGUUUCUUGUUCGUCUUCCUGGUCGCUCUCUACUUUUGUAUACAGCGGUGGCACGAAUUCGAGUGCUUUCCGAUGAAAUCAAAGGUUUCUUUCGAUAUUAUGACAGUUUUCUAAUGAACUAUUGCUUAGGACUGCAUCAAAGUCUGGAAAACGUGCAGGAGAUUCAGCUCGAGCUGCGAAGGGUCAGAAUGCAGUUUGAAGUGAUUCGGGAGGGCGAGAUGGAGCGCAGCGAGAACGGGACGAGAGGAAGUACGACGGAAAUGAUCUACGACAAACUGGCGAACAUUUCCGGCAGAUUCGACGUGCUUUCCGAUGGAUUUCAGAAGGUGAGAAGCCGUCUGGAUAUGUUCCAGAUUCAAAUAUUCCAGAAUUCGAUGAGCAUGGAAGACGUGACGUCGCGGAUGUCUCGAGUGGAGAACAAAUGUCUGGCAGUGUGUCAGCAACAUGAACCGAUGGACAGUUCGCUGGAAAGAUCGGCGGUGCCACGUGGCAGGGAGCAACCACGGAGAAGGCAGGCGGCCGGGAAACGAGCAAAGCAGGAGGAGGAGACGAGAUUGUGUUCAGGAGAAAUGA